Corythoichthys intestinalis (scribbled pipefish) is the source of this 1607-nucleotide messenger RNA. Its product is annotated as coagulation factor XI-like. Gene Ontology annotation, molecular function: protein binding. Bases 78 to 1220 code for a protein of 380 amino acids. Gene Ontology annotation, biological process: proteolysis. Gene Ontology annotation, cellular component: extracellular region. Lineage: Eukaryota; Metazoa; Chordata; Actinopteri; Syngnathiformes; Syngnathidae. The transcript has 9 exons. The record is from RefSeq and is a predicted model, not a curated record.
CUCGUUAGCCAAUCACAGAACAGGUCAACUGCAAAGGACAACGAGUUUGAAAAGUAUAUAAGUAGGGAAAAAAAUAGAUGCAGUUGCACUGUGGGCUCACUGAGAAAAUGGGGGUGUAUUUCAUCCUAAUAAGUGUCCUUACCUUCACCAGUCUCUCCUCAAGCCAAGAAUGUACACGGGAAUUGUUGGAGAAUGUUGACUUCCCGGGAACGGACAUAAAAUUUGAGUACUCUCCAGAUGCUCGCCACUGUCAGCAUUUGUGCACACAGCACCCGUCUUGUCUAUUCUUCACAUUUGUACGUCCUGAGUGGACUACUGAUAACAGGCACUUCUACUGCUACCUUAAGUCUACACCGUCUGGAGAGCCCAAUAAAAAGACGGCCCUCAUUGGUGUCACCUCAGGAUAUUCUCUCAAACCUUGUGGCCCUGACCCACAACCUUGCCUGUCCCGCGUGUACCAGAAUGUGGACUUUUUGGGAGCAGACUAUCGGACUUUAUUCACAGCAGACUACCAGGAGUGUCAGAGAGUGUGCACAAAAGACCCCUUUUGCCAGUUUUUUACAUUUGUCAAUCCUGUUUUCACACCUGAAAAGAUCAGGUACAAAUGCCACCUGAAAUUCAGCUGGCCUUUGCCAAGGACCUUAAAUGUAAACCGGAAGAAUGGUGUGGUGUCGGGCUUCUCUCACAGUGUUCAACUCAGUCAGUUCUCAGACACAGAAUGUUCCGUGAAACUUUUUCCAAACACUGACACCAUGGGAGGUGCUUUUGAGUCGCAACCUGCCGGCACACCAGAGCAAUGUCUGGCAAUAUGUUCCGCACAUCCAAAAUGUUUCUACUUCUCUUUCCAGAGCAAUGACUUCACUUGUAAACUGAAAGACAAUCCAAAUGACCUUUUGAUGAAGUCCCAACAAGGAGUAACUUCUGGGAUAGCAACACACCACUGUCAACAACCUACUGGCUGGGCAAACGUGCCUCUUGAAGGAGUUGAUUUCCAAGGUUCAGACAUUCUCUUUGAGCUGAUGGAUGAUGCAGAGACGUGCCAGAAGAGAUGUACAAUUGAUCAACAUUGUCAGUUCUACACUUAUGUCAAUGAGACCUUCGGCGAUCCUGUUUUUCGGCGUCGCUGCUAUCUCAAGCGCACCACCACCAUGCCGGCUCCUCCCAAAAUUACAAAGUUGGCCAAUGUGGUGUCUGGGUUCACCAUGAGGAACUGCAUUUAAGUUUUGCUGCAAAUGGGUUGCAUGCAUCUUAAUUGUUUCUAAAAGAAAUAAAAUAUAUCAAAGUUACACUGUAUUGGAAGGAUUUAAUUAUCACUGAAUCAGUUGGUUGGUUGACCUUUGUGGUAUUUGCAUGUUUUGUAGGAGUACUGUAGGCCACCCUUGUGUACACAUGAAGAAACAUGCAUGUUAGGCAGGGUUGAAAGUGGCUGGAACACGUUCCCGUAUAAAAUUUGGGAGCGUAACGUGCUUUGAUCCCGAAAAUAUGACUGCAACUGGCAAACAUCAAUGUUUAAAAAAAAAAAACUGCCACACACGCAUCUCUAAGAAAACGAUCUGUCAGAUUUACAUAAGUGUUAACAUGCCUAAUAAAGUGCUUGUGUAGCGUCA